GCUCGCUCACUCACUCACUUCGGACGACUCUCAAAGAUUACAGGAACGCAGAGCUCUGAUAUCUCGAAUCUGUCAGAGCUCUUUCUGGGCGCUCACGUCUUCGGCAGUAUCUUGUGCUGGAAUCGCAUCGCUGCUCUGCUCUGCGGAACAACGCGGUAAUCUCCAUCAGUGUACAGCCAUCCUCAUCUUGUCUAGAUCUCUAACAGGAGGACUACUUCCCCUCCAACGAGGCCUAUUACCCUCACCUUUUUUGCCCUGCUGCAUCCUUGAAGCUCACGAAGACCAACCGCCCACCAACCCACCAUGGCUCUCAUCCCCGUCGGUGCUCCUCGUGAUGCCGCCAUCACCAUUGGCCCCUUCAAACCUUCCAGACCAGGAUACGGACCAGUCCUAUCCUAUCUUCAAGCCGCUCAGCUCAACACACCGCUCAAGAUCCAUCCUCUGCUGAACCUUCGAACUUGGGAUCCAAAACCAUAUGGAAAGUACCUCGCAUGGAACUGUAUCGAACAUCCAAUGUUUGCUGCCAUCUGGGUGGACUAUGACGAUACCGAGACGGAAUGGAUCAAAGAACGUGGCCAACCGGCUACAUCUCCCAUUGUUGAAGAAUUAAACUUGGGUCACGUAGAGACGGGUUGGUCAGUCAGAGUGAGAAACAGGAUGGGGAUCACUUGCGAGGAUGUCUUGUUUGCGAUAUAUGACUUUUUCGCCUCGCCGUUAUACGUUGAUGAAUUGGGAGAAAUGCAUCCGAGAGCCGUUCGUAUAAUGGAACAACAAUACUUUGAAAAACGCCGGAUGGGAUUCUUCGACCUGAUGGAGGGGUAUCGUAAAUCUGACGCCUUGGAUCGUCCUUAGCUCGGUCAAACGUAUUUCGACGGCCUACAUAAUGAUCCGGAAGCGGUGGAUCGAUUGACGAGAAAGUUCAACUUUCACAGUGCGAAUUUGCUACUUCUGAGACUCAACAA
Kockovaella imperatae is the source of this 962-nucleotide messenger RNA. RefSeq lists its product as hypothetical. The record is from RefSeq and is a predicted model, not a curated record. NCBI's taxonomy places the organism in Eukaryota, Fungi, Basidiomycota, Tremellomycetes, Tremellales, Cuniculitremaceae. Bases 304 to 852 code for a protein of 182 amino acids. The transcript is spliced from 13 exons.